AUGGCAUCUUCCUUCGAUCUACAAGCUCAUGCCUAUCAGCAAUUACUUUUUCAACAUCAUGACCAACGUCGAGAACAUCAAGGAAUACUUCUUGACGCAUUAGAUCAUCUCAGCAAAGAUGUAGCAUACUCCUUGAUCGACGAUAAACAUACAUAUGACAAAGCGAAAGAUCUGUUUCAUCGUAAAUACAAUCGGUUGCAACGUGUAUUCACUCAUUCAGCAUCACGACACAGACAGAAUACUUUACAACCUCUUAAACUAAUCUAUCACCAACGCAGAGAUCUCGCCUUGAAAAUCUCCGAACUGCUUCAGGAAACACGAUCAGAAACGAAUUCCAUGGAAGUUCGAACACAUUGGAACGGUUCGAUUGCUGUUGUUUACAAUCCGACAACUGGUCGAGCAGAAUGGAGACAAUCGUGGCACGGAGGUAUCCACGGUGUGUUCAAUCCGGUGACAGACAUUAUUGAAUGGCGAGAUGAAUUGCAUGCCGGCAUUUACGGUGUAUUCAAUCCGAAAUUGAAUAUAGUCGAAUGGAAGAAAGUUUGUCAAGGUGGUGUUCAUGGUGUUUAUAACCCUUGGAUUGACGACAUCGAAUGGCAAAUAUCAUUUCAUUCCGGUAUUGGAGGCGUUUAUAAUCCUUUGACAAAAGAAGUCGAAUGGAGAAGUGCGUUUAAAGGUGGUGUUGUUGGAUAUUUUGAUUAUGGAAGCCAAACAGUAAAAUGGAUCGAAAAAUGGCACCACGGUCUGGCUCUUAUCAUUUGGGACGAGACUAUUCAUACAUAUCGAACAACGUCGAGUUCCGGUUGGUAUGGAAAGUAA
This is a messenger RNA of Adineta ricciae, 819 nucleotides long. NCBI's taxonomy places the organism in Eukaryota, Metazoa, Rotifera, Eurotatoria, Adinetida, Adinetidae. The record is from the annotation of a GenBank genome assembly.